AUGCAACCUCCAAUCUCUACCCGUUUACCACUGCCCAGACGUCAGCGCUUUGUGCCCAUUCAUGACACUUUCCCCGACGAAGCACUGGAACGUCCAGCACGCAAGAAGCAGGCCGUGGGCCAUGCCGUUCCUCAACCACACGCGCAACUCAGCGUAGAGACAGGGUCAAGCUCCGUGUAUGAGGUCAUCGAUAUCUCCUCAGACGAAGACACUGGGCCCCCGCCGCCUCGGAAACGUGGAAGGACGGCAGAACGCGUGCCGUCAAAGUCGGAGCAGGACUUACAAGAGAAUUGGUUCUCGAAGGCAUUGGCCAUCCACUGCGCCUCUCACCCAGCCUACGACAUUCAUUCUCUCGUUCCUGACAAGUACCGCCUCGCGCUUUCUCGGCAUGAUCUCCCACCGCAGGCUCGGAUCGAGGUGGAGCUCAGUGUAUUCAAGAUCCUCCGCCAUGUUGCGCGUCCGAACUACACCUGCCCCACGUGCCGCAUGCUCGUCGGCUCUGCCCCGACGGAAAACUUUGUGCUGAAGAAAGUGGUUCAGGCUGCUGCCGGUGUGGACGGUCAAGCCGGUCCAGACGCAGAGCAAGUCGUUGGCACAGGUCCCUUUGGGGGAUUCUUCUUUAAUUACAAUUUCUUGUUGGCAUAA
This is a messenger RNA of Epithele typhae, 645 nucleotides long. RefSeq lists its product as uncharacterized. The record is from RefSeq and is a predicted model, not a curated record. The transcript is spliced from 2 exons. Bases 1 to 645 code for a protein of 214 amino acids. NCBI's taxonomy places the organism in Eukaryota, Fungi, Basidiomycota, Agaricomycetes, Polyporales, Epitheliaceae.